GUCCGCAUCUAGUGCAGCUUGUGUAGUACCCGCCAUCCAAGCUAUUACUUCACCCCGGAGCAGAGAGACUCCCCGCCACUUGCACGCCGCUGUACUAAAGUCAAACUCUGUGAGCGCCACAGCUUCACCCACAACGAAAUUCUCAGAAUGGGUGCCACCUUUACAAAUUCUUCCAGAACUGUGUUCGCGUGCCAGCACCCCAGCCAUCACUUGUAUGCCACUCACAUCGGACCCGGAGCCCCAAAUAUCAUUCUUUUAGGGCCUAGCCCCAGAGAGUUUUGCAUGACCUCGGUGUACCCACUAGGAAAUGGACAAAACGUCACUCAAGCUACAGUCACGGCAGCAUUGAAUAGUCUAGACGAACCACUGUGUUCGCACACACGUCUGAACAAUCCAUCGAUUCGUCAGCUCGCCUUAGUCCUGCUCACGUCACGAUCGGACUCAAACUCGUCUGAACGGGUUGCUGCUCAGGUUUUCCCGGCGGUGGUUAUUGUGGCUGCGCUGCAUUUAUCUGCAAUACUGUCGCUCCAGGUAGUCACCGGAUGAGCCUAGUCGUAUACAAGCCCUCGGAUCACGGGAGGCCCGAAUCCGUAGCGCGGCUACCGGUGACCUCUUGAUCGCCCGAGAAUACUUAAGGGGUGCAUACCACACAUUACUGCAGGCCCUCUCUUACGCAAAACGAAGAAGGAACGUUAGCGACGCCUAUACCGGUCACGGGCCU
Messenger RNA from Mytilinidion resinicola, 721 nucleotides. RefSeq lists its product as uncharacterized. The record is from RefSeq and is a predicted model, not a curated record. Bases 148 to 546 code for a protein of 132 amino acids. The transcript has a single exon. Lineage: Eukaryota; Fungi; Ascomycota; Dothideomycetes; Mytilinidiales; Mytilinidiaceae.